Messenger RNA from Truncatella angustata, 1608 nucleotides. RefSeq names its product acetyl-CoA hydrolase. Bases 1 to 1608 code for a protein of 535 amino acids. The transcript has 4 exons. Gene Ontology annotation, biological process: acetate metabolic process. Gene Ontology annotation, molecular function: acetyl-CoA hydrolase activity; acetate CoA-transferase activity. The record is from RefSeq and is a predicted model, not a curated record. Gene Ontology annotation, cellular component: mitochondrion. NCBI's taxonomy places the organism in Eukaryota, Fungi, Ascomycota, Sordariomycetes, Amphisphaeriales, Sporocadaceae.
AUGUUCCCAACUGCUGCUCAGCUGCGGAGCUCGACUGCUCCGGCAGUCUCGGCCCUCUUGAAGGAGCGUGUUCGGCGCCCGUCCAUGCUCAACAAGCUCUGCCGACCAGAGGAUCUCCUGGAGCACUUCCCCAAUGGCGCUUAUGUCGGCUGGUCCGGUUUCACUGGUGUCGGUUACCCCAAGAAGAUUCCCACAUUCCUCGCAGAUCACGUGGAGAAGAAUGGUCUUCAGGGUCAGCUGAAGUACUCGCUCUUUGUUGGAGCCUCCUCCGGCUCCGAGACAGAAAAUCGCUGGGCCAGUCUGGAUAUGAUUAAUCGUCGAAGUCCGCAUCAAGUGGGCAAGGCCAUCGCAAAGGGUAUCAACGAGGGCCGUAUCAACUUCUUCGAUAAGCAUUUAUCUAUGUUCCCUGUAGAUUUGGUCUAUGGCUUCUACACAAAGGAUCGUCCCAACAAGAACCUGGAUGUUGUGGUUGUGGAGGCGACAGACAUCAAGGAAGACGGAAGUUUUGUGCCUGGCGCCAGCGUAGGCGCAACUCCUGAACUUAUCCAGAUGGCCGACAAGAUUAUCAUCGAGGUCAACACCUCAUUACCUAGUUUCGAGGGACUGCACGAUAUCACCAUGACAGACCUGCCACCUAACCGUAAGCCGUACUUGAUCAUGGGUGUUGAGGACAGAAUUGGCCGUACCUCGGUCCCCAUUGAUCCUGAGAAGGUCGUCGGUAUUGUUGAGUCAGAUUACCAGGAUAAGACUGCGUCAAACACUCCUGCAGAUGCGAACUCAGCCGCUAUCGCUGAAAACUUGAUCGAAUUCUUCGAGCACGAAGUGAAGCAUGGCCGGAUGCCAAGGUCGCUUCUCCCCAUUCAAUCUGGUAUUGGUAACAUUGCCAAUGCUGUUAUUGGAGGUUUGGCUGAUGCAAACUUUCAUAACCUGAAGGUCUGGACCGAGGUCAUCCAGGACACCUUCUUGGACUUGUUCGAUUCUGGCAAACUCGAGUUUGCCACUGCGACCUCCAUUCGUUUCUCGCCUGAGGGAUUCAAGCGAUUCUACGACAACUGGGAACUGUACUACAAUAAGCUUCUGCUUCGUUCCCAGCAAGUAUCUAACUCGCCUGAGAUCAUCCGACGACUUGGCGUCAUUGGUAUGAACACACCUGUUGAAGUCGAUAUUUAUGCUCAUGCCAACUCAACUUGUGUCAUGGGCAGCCGCAUGCUGAACGGUCUCGGCGGAUCCGCCGACUUCCUCCGCUCGGCGAAAUAUUCUAUCAUGCACACACCUUCAACGCGCCCUUCCAAGACCGACCCGACUGGUGUGAGUUGCAUCGUGCCAAUGUGCACACACGUCGAUCAGACGGAGCACGACCUUGAUGUUAUCGUGACAGAGACCGGAUUGGCCGACGUUCGUGGCCUGUCACCCAAAGAGAGGGCACGCGUCAUCAUUGACAAGUGUGCACACGAUGAUUACAAGCCUAUCCUCAAGGCGUACUUUGAGAAGGCAGAAUAUGAAUGCAUGAAGAAGGGUUGGGGACACGAGCCCCAUCUUCUGUUCAACAGCUUCGACAUGCACAAGGCUCUGCAGGAGCAGGGUAGCAUGAAGAAGGUUCAGUGGUAA